Dovyalis caffra is the source of this 1527-nucleotide messenger RNA. Lineage: Eukaryota; Viridiplantae; Streptophyta; Magnoliopsida; Malpighiales; Salicaceae. The record is from the annotation of a GenBank genome assembly.
AUGGCCGGAGGAGGUUUUGUUGCCAAUGGACCUGCGGCUGCCAGUGGCUUUAACGGCAAGAUAACGCUAUCAGUGGUGAUCACAUGCUUCGUUGCUGCAUCAAGUGGUCUCAUUUUCGGCUAUGAUAUAGGAAUUUCAGGAGGAGUAACAACAAUGGCACCAUUUCUCAAGAAAUUCUUCCCUGAGGUAUUCAGAAAGGCAUCAGAGGCAAAAACAAACAUGUAUUGUCAAUUUGAUAGCCAAGUUUUAACAGCAUUCACAUCAUCACUUUACAUAGCAGGGUUAGCUUCUUCCCUUGUAGCUAGCCGCCUCACGGCAGCAGUGGGCCGCAAAAACACCAUGGUGCUCGGUGGCUGCACUUUCCUUGCCGGUGCUGCCAUCAAUGGCGGCGCUGCCAAUAUUGCCAUGCUCCUACUAGGCCGUAUCUCGCUUGGUUUGGGGGUUGGUUUCACUACCCAGGCAACUCCUGUUUACUUAUCAGAGGUAGCGCCUCCAAAAUGGCGUGGUGCAUUCAGCACGGGGCUCCAAUUUUUUAUCGGCACCGGGGUAGUAGCAGCCAAUUGCAUAAAUUUUGGCAUGGCGAAGCAUAGCUGGGGCUGGCGUUUCUCCCUUGGCCUUGCCGUAGUACCUGCUGCUAUAAUGACAACAGGUACACUCUUCAUCUCAGAUACGCCGAGUAGCCUAGUGGAGCGUGGCAAGGUUGAACAAGCUCGACAAUCUCUGAUUAAAGUCCGAGGAAUCAACAGUAACGUGGAUGCUGAACUAGCUGAUCUUAUUAAGUUCAAUGAAAUGGCCAAAGAUGCUGAUAAGAAACCUUUUCUGGCCAUAUUUGAGAAGCAGUAUAGGCCUCACCUUGUUAUGUCAAUUGCUAUCCCUUUUUUCCAACAACUGACCGGGAUUAACAUAAUUGCAUUCUACGCCCCAGUUAUUUUUCAAUCAAUUGGCUUUGGAAGCGAUUCAGCAUUAAUUGCAGCUAUUGUGCUAGGAUUAGUUAAUCUUGGUUCAAUCCUUGUGUCAACUGGUAUGGUUGAUAGGCAUGGUCGAAGAUUUUUGUUCCUAAUUGGAGGGAUUCAAAUGUUCAUCUGCCAGAUUGCGGUGACAAUAGUCUUGGUUGUCACUACCGGCGUUUCAGGCACGAAGCAGAUCUCCAAGGGCUGCGGCAUAUUAUUACUUGUUUUAAUGUGCAUCUAUGCUGCUGGUUUUGGCUGGUCUUGGGGUCCCCUAAGCUGGCUUGUGCCGAGUGAAAUAUUCCCUAUGAAAAUUCGACCCACAGGCCAAAGCAUAAAUGUUGCUGUGAAUUUUGCUACAACGUUUGUGCUGUCACAAACCUUUUUGACCAUGUUAUGCCACUUCAAAUUUGGCACAUUCCUAUUCUAUGCUGGUUGGAUUGCAGUGAUGACAACUUUUGUCAUGCUUUUCUUGCCGGAGACAAAAGGAAUUCCUUUAGACUCGAUGUAUGCAGUGUGGGAAGGGCACUGGUAUUGGGGUCGGUUUGUUCGAGGCAGUUGUAGCGAAAUCUUGGCCUAA